Molecule: messenger RNA, 7093 nt
Organism: Nycticebus coucang (slow loris)
Lineage: Eukaryota; Metazoa; Chordata; Mammalia; Primates; Lorisidae
Gene: SLC9A8
Product: solute carrier family 9 member A8
Exons: 16
Coding region: 179-1924 (581 amino acids)
Biological process (GO): sodium ion transport; proton transmembrane transport; regulation of pH
Cellular component (GO): Golgi apparatus; membrane
Molecular function (GO): sodium:proton antiporter activity
Source: RefSeq, a predicted model, not a curated record
UCCUCCCACCCCGGAGCCAGAGAGACUCAGGGACAGAGACCCGCCCCCGCGCGGGCGUGGCCCCGCCCCCCGAUCUCCCGGUGGCCCGCGCGCCCGCCCCUCCAGCGGAAGCCGGAAGCAAAAGCGGGCUCUGCUAGCCCCGCGGCUUCGAACUCGGUGGUCUUGGAGGCUCCGCAGGAUGGGGGAGAAAAUGGCGGAAGAGGAUAGGUUUCCCAAUACAACUCAGGAGGGUUUCAAUGUCACCCUCCAUACCACCCUGGUUGUCACCACAAAAUUGGUGCUCCCGACCCCUGCCAAGCCCAUCCUCCCAGUGCAGACAGGGGAGCAGGCUCAGCAAGAGGAGCAGUCAAGCGGCAUGACCAUCUUCUUCAGCCUCCUUGUCCUAGCUAUUUGCAUCAUAUUGGUGCAUUUACUGAUUCGAUACAGAUUACAUUUCUUGCCAGAGAGCGUUGCUGUUGUUUCUUUAGGAAUUCUCAUGGGAGCAGUUAUAAAAAUUAUAGAGUUUAAAAAACUGGCAAAUUGGAAGGAAGAAGAAAUGUUUCGUCCCAAUAUGUUUUUCCUCCUCUUGCUUCCACCUAUUAUCUUCGAGUCUGGAUAUUCAUUACACAAGGGUAACUUCUUUCAAAAUAUUGGUUCCAUCACCCUGUUUGCUGUUUUUGGCACAGCCAUCUCCGCUUUUGUAGUAGGUGGAGGAAUUUAUUUUCUGGGUCAGGCUGAUGUAAUCUCUAAACUCAACAUGACAGACAGUUUUGCAUUUGGCUCCCUGAUAUCCGCUGUGGAUCCCGUGGCCACUAUUGCUAUUUUCAACGCACUUCAUGUGGACCCCGUGCUCAACAUGCUAGUUUUUGGAGAAAGUAUCCUCAAUGACGCAGUCUCUAUUGUCCUGACCAACACAGCUGAAGGUUUAACAAGAAAAAAUAUGUCAGAUGUCAGUGGGUGGCAAACAUUUUUACAAGCCCUUGACUACUUCCUCAAAAUGUUCUUUGGCUCAGCAGCGCUCGGCACUCUCACUGGCUUAAUUUCUGCAUUAGUGUUAAAGCAUAUUGACCUGAGGAAAACGCCCUCCCUGGAGUUUGGCAUGAUGAUCAUUUUUGCUUAUCUGCCUUACGGACUUGCAGAAGGAAUCUCACUCUCGGGCAUCAUGGCCAUCUUGUUCUCAGGCAUCGUGAUGUCACACUACACCCACCACAACCUCUCCCCGGUCACCCAGAUCCUCAUGCAGCAAACUCUUCGGACCGUGGCCUUCUUAUGCGAAACAUGUGUGUUUGCAUUUCUUGGCCUGUCCAUUUUUAGUUUCCCUCACAAGUUUGAAAUUUCCUUUGUCAUCUGGUGCAUAGUGCUUGUACUAUUUGGCAGAGCGGUAAACAUUUUCCCGCUUUCUUACCUCCUGAAUUUCUUCCGUGAUCAUAAAAUUACACCGAAGAUGAUGUUCAUCAUGUGGUUUAGUGGCCUUCGAGGGGCCAUCCCUUAUGCCCUGAGCCUGCACCUGGACCUGGAGCCCAUGGAGAAGCGGCAGCUCAUCGGCACCACCACCAUCAUCAUCGUGCUGUUCACCAUCCUGCUCCUGGGCGGCAGCACCAUGCCCCUCAUCCGCCUCGUUGACAUAGAGGACGCCAAGGCACGCCGCAGGAACAAGAAGGACGUCAACCUCAGCAAGACAGAGAAGAUGGGCAAUACCAUCGAGUCGGAGCACUUGUCGGAGCUUACCGAGGAGGAGUACGAGGCCCACUACAUUAGGCGGCAGGACCUCAAAGGCUUCGUGUGGCUGGACGCUAAGUACCUUAACCCCUUCUUCACACGGAGGCUGACACAGGAGGACCUUCACCAUGGGCGCAUCCAGAUGAAAACACUCACCAACAAGUGGUACGAGGAGGUGCGCCAGGGCCCCUCUGGCUCUGAAGAUGAUGAACAGGAGCUGCUGUGACAGGCACCCAAGCUUCAGGCAGGCAGGAUCCAGGAUGGGGCCUCCCAGAGGCACAACCAUUUGGCAGCCUCCUCAGGAUUUAAGAGAGGGUGAAGUGGAGAUGACAGAGACUUCUUAACCCAGAACUUUCCAGGCCUUUGGAGCCAGUUGGCUUCUGAAACACGUGUGUCAUCUCCCCACUCCUCACUGAGCCAGCCUCUCUGCUCUCGGUGUUGCAUCUUGGCUCCCAGAUUGGAGUGACCACUUGUCCCAGAUGAACACUUCCCUCUGCCCCUGCAGCCAGGUGAACAGUCCCCUGUCAAGCAGGGUUCUCCCAGUCUGCUGAGGAGCACUUGGCAGUUUGUGCCAUUCACAAGCCCCUGCCUUUGUCACAGCCCCUGCUGGGAUGGGCCUUUGUGCUGGCAGGUGGGAGUCGUCAAGGUGCCUGGACAUCAGCAGCAGCAGUUCUGACCUAAGUGGUAAGGCCCAGAAAUCUUGACAACCUCACAUUCCCCUUUGCAAUAGUUCCUGUAUUUCCUGAGGAAGAAAAACUGAGUGACCUUUUUUCCUUAACCUCUCGUUGGCACUUCACUGCUUCUUUCCCUGGGGUGCAGGCAGCUGCUGCCUUUCUUGGGGUGUAUUGUGACUGUUUACACUGGUACCCUCUAGUAUCUUCUCUAGAGAUAGCCCCAAUGGAAGGUGCAACCCCGGGUUUUGAGGGUGGGAGAGCGAGCCUAGUCUGUGGGGUCAGAGCGCCCUCUAGAGAGAGAAGCUAGAGGCACAGGGUUUGUGGCACUUGGCACAUGCAGUCUUGAUUCAGUUUAAAUUCUUGCAUUUCUACAAUGAAGAGAGCUACUAGUGGCCUCCUGCCAUCUGAUCUUCUGACCAUGACUCUCCCACUUGGUGGUUCUUUUUUGUUUUGUUUUUAUAUAAAGCAGGGUAGCCUCCAUCCUGCAAAAUAGAAUGAAAACUCCCCACUGGUGGUUCUUAUUUGUCCAACUGAGGUCCUUUUCCUGGGCUCUGCAGUGUGCAAUCACUGGUUACCUGCUGCCACCUUCGCUGCUAAUCAGGGCUCUGUCCUCUUUCUCCUCUCCCAGUUCCCUACCAUGUUGCAUUCCUUCUGUCACCCAUGCCAGGGUAUCAGCUUCCCAGAGCACUGGGGAAGGAGCCAGAGCAGCAACCUGUAGUCCUCCUCCCCAUCCACCCCAACCUAGGACCCCAGUGGCCUGGAGCUAGAUGUGCACACACACACUCAGCCAGCACCGUCCCUCAGCUUGGACUUUUCAGCUGUCUUGGGAUGAGGAGCUGCCAAUCACUCCAGAUGAAAUGGGGUUGACUCAUCUUCUCCUCACCUGCUCUUUAACAAGCCUCAUAACUGCUCAACUCUACCCAUCUAAGGGCCAUUGACAACUUUUUGUAUGUGGCUCUGGGUCUCAGUUGGAUUCUUGGAACUCAGCACCCUUAGGUGAUUUAGUCAUCAUUUACAUGUCCUUGUUUCUCUGAGGACACAGUGGGCCUGUGGGCCAGCACGAACACUGGGCUGGUAGCAGGUACAUUUCCAUCUCUUCUGUCUCAGGCACGAUGGCCCCGGAUGUUAGGAAGGACUGACCACAGGACCCUCCAGGACUCAUGCCAGGCAUGAGAGGCCAGACCCCAACCCUAGCAUCUUGUCUGGCCCCCCACAGUAGUCGGAGCAGGGCAGGAGACAGGUGGUUUACGCUUAAUGCAUGAAGAGUAAAUUUAUACUCGAGAGAGCUAAAAUAUGAUCUUUUUGUAAUCUCUCAUCUUAACCCUAUAAUUUGAGCCAAUGCCUGCUUAAAUUUUGGUCUCCAUCAUUUCCUUGCAGAGAAGAGGUCAAAGAGUAGCCUCUGAGUGAGAGGCCAGAUGAGGGCAGGGAUUUGAGACCAGAUUUUUCUCUUACCAGAGCUCAGAGCUAAUUUACUUUUUCUCCUGAAUUUCAGGAUCUCAUCUCACAGAUACAAGUUACUUUGCAAACUCAAUGACUUAUCAGGAUUUUAUUUUUAUUUUUCUUCCAAUCUUAAAUUCACAAGUUAAGCAAUGAAAAGUCAGAUCAUCUCAGUUCAUAUUGCCCUUUGUCACCAGGUCCAAUGUCUUUAGGGAUAGGAGCCACAUCACACGACUUUUAGCUGACACCUGCCACACCUCGCUGAUAGCACUAUAGCAGAGCACUGGGAGCUUGGGGGAGGGAGCCUUUCCUGAAGGCUGCACCUCUCAUGAGCCUCCUCUGCCCCCUGCUGGCUAAGUGAAGGUUUGGCAGCUUGGGAGAGCCACCCUGAGAGCAAGGGUAACUAACUGUUCCUCAGCAGUCACAGUUGGCCUCUGUAAUAAGCAAAAAGCCAUGGAAGUCUAUUUCUCUAGCAGAUUUGCUUCUAAUGUCUUUGCCCGAGAAUCAAAAUUUUCAGGCUCAGCGCAAGUGGCUAAGACGCCAGCCAUAUACACCUGAGCUGGUGGGUUCGAAUCCAGCCCUGGCCCGCCAAACAACAGUGACGGCUCCAACCAAAAAAUAGCCGGGUGUUGUGGCGGGCACCUGUAAUCCCAGCUGCUUGGGAGGCAGAGGCAGGAGAAUCGCUUGAGCCAGGAGUUGGAGGUUGCUGUGAGCUGUGAUGCCACGAGCUGUGAUGCCACAGCACUCUACCCAGGGUGACAGCUUGAGGCUCUGUCUCAAAAAAGAAAAAAAAAUUUUUUUUCUGGUGUCUACCUUUAACAUACCCAAUAAUUAUUUUGGGCAGUAAAUGCAUAGAACACAUAAAAAUAUGCAGUCUAUACCUUCCUGCAUGUAUAUUUUCUUUUAGGUGUAAGCCACAGGACAGGAGAGCUACAGUGAGUAGGAGGAAGCGCUUAGAGUGAAAAGAUGCUGUGGGGGCUCCCUGCGGCCCUCCACAGCUGGCUGUGCUAUCUGUGGUGGUAGGACUCCUCAGAACAAACACCUGCUGUAACUCAGGGUGUGAGGACUUUGGGGAAAGGUUGGCUAUUCCUAGGGCAACAGAGAUUGUUCUGCAGUGGUCUGGGCCCAGGCCAAGCUGAAGGUAGUUCAGUUCCAUUAUCUGGUGUUCAGACACUCAGUAGAACAAAACCAAAGCCCUCCUGCCCCAGGCCAGCCACCCUUUCACAGUAGGAAUGCUGGCUGGGCCUGGCAAGCGUGAGGCCAGGGGGCAGCCCUGAGCCAACCCAGAGAGGUCUGGAUUUGCAUGCAGUUUCCUUUGUGUGCCAUGGAACACCAAAAGAUGAGUGGAGAUCUCAAUACUCUUGUCAAAGGUGCCAUCAGCAAGGUGUGGGCUCAUGAAGUCUCCAGUCAUGUUCCCACAGGAACCCUUACACUUCACUAAAACCAGGACCCUACUUCUUUGGAGGGAGGUAGGCUGGGAGCUGGCAGAGGUGCAGGUGGGGCCUGGGGUUGGCUCCGGGCUCAAGCCUGCUCUCUGACUCCAGUAUGAGAAAGAAUCUCAGCUGCUUUGGUUGGGAUUUUAAAUGCAAACAAGAAAAGUGUUCCUCCCUCCUCUUCAAAAUGCUGGCAGAUGUCUCUCCUGCUGGUUGGUGGGCAGGAAACCAAAUCUGGACUGCUCCUGAUACAGAAGCCAGAAUCACUGAGCAGUUCUUCUGGAGAAUACAAUCUCCAGAGCCCCAGGGAGGUGUUUUAAAUGAAAACACCACAGUCAGAAGUAAAGGCUUCAGGAGAAGGAGACAUAUCCCCUUUGAGUAAGGCUCCUGCCAAUUAUCAGACAUGCAGUUAGAUGUCAAAGGACUUUGCAUCAUCAGCCAUGUAAAAGAAGGAAGACUUUCUAACAUGCCCUGCCCCCCAUCCCACUGUCCCACCCCAGCUGACACCUAUCCCAGAGGAAGCUGCUUUCCCAGUGCUUGACUGGCUUCAGGGUAUCAUGGCUGGUGGCCCUGUGCCCUGGCGGCCAGAAGAAAAGUCACCUGCUAGCCCUACUGGUCCCGUAUGGUCCCAUACCCCCUGCGAGGUUGCAUAUAGAAUGGGGAAGGCUAUGGCUGCCACCAAAGGCUGUCAUGUUUUCUUCAAGUUGGACUUCUGCAAAGCUUGAUAUUUUCUCAAGAUUUAGCAAAAUCUUUUAUUCUUCAUUUUCUUUGUAAAAAUGGAGGUUUUUUUAAAGUACUAUGUUUUGUCUUCAAGACGGUUAGGAAGGCCAGGCCCAGGCUUCUUAUUUUGUCUCCAAGUGAGCUGUGAGAGGCACAGUUAGGGCUCUGGCUCCUGAGAAGUGAUUGGCUGCUCUUCUUGGGGAGCUGUAGCUGGGAAGGGAAAGUGGGUCAGAGAUGUGUCCCUGUAGCUGUAAUGCUGGAGCCCCUGCAGUAUCUCACAGGACUCAGACGAUUCCAAAAUGGAUAGAAAACAGUCAUGUCACUGGAUGCUUGUUUAGAAAUAAAAGUGGAUGCUGCUGAAUUAAAGCUGGUUUCUGUGUUCCUGUUCAGGUGGCUUUGCAAAGGUCACACACUCCAGCCUCAACUUUGUCACAUGUCUACUGAGCCUCUCUGGGCCAGCCACCUGUGGAGCGCAGUAGUUAGGAGCAGGGCUUUGGGUCAGACAGGCCUGGGUUGGGUCCUGCCUGUGGCCCUCAGUGAGAAGCACAGGAGGCUGAGCAGGUGGGGCUCCUCACUGAGGGCCAGAGGCAGGACCCAACCCAGGGUCCUGCCAGGACCUAUAGCAUUUCCUCACAGGUGCUGGUUCUAUUCUCUUAGGCCAGUUGGCAGGGCUACCUGGGAUCACAGAUGGGUCCCUGGCAAGACUCUGGUAGUAAAAGGGGGAAUUUUUUUUUUUUUUUUGGAGACAGAAUAUCCCUGUAUUGCCCAGGCUAGAAUAUAGUGGUGUCAUCACAGCUUACUACAGCCUUGAACUUCUGGGCUCAAGUGAUCCUCAUGCCUCAGUCUCCUGAGUAGUAGUUCUCCUAGUAGGACUACAGGCAUGCACCACCACUCCCAGCUAAUUUAUUUUAUUGCAUAGACAGGGUCUCGAUAUGUUGCCCAAGAAGUCUUGAACUCCUGGCCUCAAGCAUCCUUCAGUCUCAGCCUCCUUAAGUGCUGGGAUUAUAGGCAUGACCACUGCACCUGGCUGAGAACUUUCAUUGAACCGGUACUGCCACAGAAGCUGGGGCUCAUCCACACCCUUUGAUCAGAGGUGGUGACAUUAUGUGUGGGAAGUCUGGGGCAUGAGUU